Molecule: messenger RNA, 660 nt
Organism: Penicillium oxalicum
Lineage: Eukaryota; Fungi; Ascomycota; Eurotiomycetes; Eurotiales; Aspergillaceae
Exons: 1
Coding region: 1-660 (219 amino acids)
Source: RefSeq, a predicted model, not a curated record
AUGUCUUCUCUAUCAAUUCGCCUCCGGGCACCCAUCAUCACACACAGCCAUACUAUCCGAGCCCCGACAUCGCUCUGCCGACUCACCCGGUCCCGUGCCAUCCACCUUGCCAGUGCGACAAGGCUGAACCACAAACGAAAUGCACCAUUGCCCUGCAAAGUCAACUCUGCAAGCCUUGCUCUAUCCUCCCAAGGGCAAAAACAGUCAAUUGAGCGAUACUCAACCCCAAGCAUCCGAAACUACUCCAGUACCUCUUCCCCCGCGAAACCGACAGCAGACAACCUGAUCGAAGAACUACAAGACCUGUACGAAACCGCCAAAGACGAGUUUGAAAUUGCCACUGAAAGUACCGACGGCUCCACGAUCUAUGCGUCGUCGGACCGGGAGUCUGCACGGGAUGCUCUGAAUCAACUAUGCGCUGUUUACCAUCUGUACACGGCGCGGCCGGGAGAGGACGUCGAUAGCGGUGUUCGGAACACGGGGUCCAAGGCCGAAGGUGACGAGGCGGUUGGGGAGGGGGAUGCUAUCGUGGAGACGAAUUUCAAUCCGGGGGAUGUCAGUAGGGAGGUGCGUGAAGAGGUGCGAAGAAGGGUGGGCCAGCGGGUGAGGGAGUUGAGGAAUGCGGUCGAAUUGUUGGAGGAAAGGGCACAGGCGGAUUAG